CGGACGGCAGCGACUUCCAGCACCGGGAGCGCGUCGCCACGCACUACCAGAUGAGGACCCGGUGCGAAGCAGUGCUUCGUAGUUCCAUUAAUAAUCUAAGUGACGGCAGGAAGCACAUGUCCACGGGAGACCCAAGGUAGAGUGUGUUCCUGGACACGUUGGAUCUGCAAGGUGUUUGAGGAGUGGGAGGGCUGAAGCAAUGGGUGCACCCCCCAACCCGAUGCUGGCCCCUUUCCUGUCAUUUUUCUCCCACACCAGGGCCCCGUUGUCUUUCAGGUGGGGCACUGGAAGUUUUUGGGGGCUGAGUCCCUCCAUCCCUCCACGUCCCUCCACGUCCCUCCACAUGGAAGAAGGAAUGUGCCCGGGCUGGCUGGCUAGGACGGGGGAGGAGCUUUGCAGCAGGGCGGGGUCAGGGCAGGCCGAGGCAGGGCUCCUGCUGGUGCUGUGCACAGUGGGGCCCUGCUGCCCCCGUGCAGGCCGCGCAGCCAUGUUCCCUGCUCCCUGACCCUGCAGAAGCCCAUGGGGAGCCCCGGAUGGGCGCCCCUGCUCCUGCUGGCCGUUGGCCUCUGUGCCCCUGGUGGGAUCGUCUGUUGCCGCUCGCCCUGCCGGAGCACCCACAGUCUUCUGGCCCUUCACACAGGGAGGUGCCAUUGCCAGGAGAGCAGUUUGACUGGAAGCCCCGCCUGUGCACCCUGCAGUUCCCUGUUGGCACUGCUCCCCAGAAGGCUCCGGCACGUUCCGGUCUGGCACCUGCGUGUGGCGUCAGAUGCCUCAGGCCUUCAGAGGGGCUGCUUCUGCCUCUCAGCGUGGAAAUCCAGGAAGUCUUACAUGUUCAAGUUCUGUAGGCGACCCAGGAUGCCGGCGCCCGCUCAGAGGAGGCUCCUGGGUCGCCAUUGCCUGUCUGGGAAGGGCCAUCACCUUUCCGUGCCCUGCCCAGACACGUGCCACAGGGGGCUGCGCUCCAAAAGGACCCAGCCUUGGUACCCAGAUGCAGCAGCACGUCGCCCGGGCCUGGGCUCGCCGAGGCGUGGAGGGCCCGACUUCUCCUUUGAGUUGCUGCCGGAGGCUCGGGUGAUUCGGGCAACCGUUCCGCCAGGCCCCGAGGUCCAUCUGCGUCUUUGUCAUCAGUGGGCACUGGAAUGUGAAGAGCUGAGCAGCCCCUUCGACACCCAGAAAAUCGUGUCUGGGGGCCACACUGCUGACCUGCCUUACGAAUUCCUCCUGCCCUGCCUGUGCAUAGAGGCAUUCCACCUGCAAGAGGACACCGUGAGGCACAAGAAGUGUCCCUUCCAGAGCUGGCCCGAAGCCUAUGGCUCAGACUUCUGGAAGUCAGUACACUUCAGCGACUAUAGCCAGCGCGAUCAGAUGGCCAUGGCCCUGACCCUCCGCUGUCCACUGAGGCUGGAGGCCUCCCUGUGUCAGAAGCAAGAUGGGCACACCCUCUGUGAAGAUAUCCCCAAUGCCACAGCUCGAGAGUCAGAGGGGUGGUAUAUUUUGGACAAGGUGGACUUACACCCUCAGCUCUGCUUUAAGUUCUCCGUGGGAAACAGCAGCCAUGUGGAAUGUCCCCACCAGACUGGGGCUUGCACAUCCUGGAACGUGAGCAUGGAAACCCGGGCCCGGCAGCUGAUCCUUCACUUCUCCUCGAUGGUGCAGGCCGCCUUCAGUGCUGCCUGGAGCCACCCAGGCUUGGGGCAUGACCCCUUGAUGUCCCCCAUUUACAGUGUCAGCCAGACCCAGGGCUCAGGCCCAGUGGCACUGGACCUCGUUAUUCCCUUCCUGAGGCCGGGGGGCUGUGUCCUGGUAUGGAGGUCAGAUGUCCAGUUUGCCUCGAAGCGCCUCUUAUGUCCAGAUGUCUCUCACAGACGCCUGGGGCUCUCGAUCGUGGCUCUGCUGGCCCUCGCCACCCUACUGGGCGUGGUCCUGGCCCUCACCCGCUGCCACCCACUGUCAGGCCCAGACCCAGCACGGCCAGUGCUGCUCCUGCACGCGGCGGAGUCCCAGGAGCAGCGGCGCCUCGUGGGCGCGCUGGCUGAACUGCUGAGGACGGCGCUGGGCGGCGGUCGGGACGUGAUCGUGGAUUUGUGGGAGGGGACGCGCGUGGCGCACAUGGGCCCGCUGCCGUGGCUGUGGGCAGCGCACGCGCGCGUGGUGCGAGAGCGGGGCACGGUGCUGCUGCUGUGGGGCCCGGCCGGCGGCUCCGACCCCCGCACCGCGCCCCUGCACGCCCUGCUGAGCGCCGCGCCCCGCCCGCUGUUGCUGCUGGCCUACUUCAGUCGCCUCUGCGCCAAGGGCGACAUCCCUCGGCCGCUGCGCGUCCUGCCGCGCUACCGCCUGCUGCGCGACCUGCCGCGCCUGCUGCGGGCUCUGGGCGCGCGCCCCUGUACCGCAGCCGGGGGCCCGGGCUGCCCCGGAGCCCGGCAAGGCUUGCGGGGCCGCCUGGAACUUUGCCGCCGGCUAGAGCGCGAAGCUGCCACGGUUGCCGGCCACGUCUGACAGCUCCACUGCCGUCGGGUGCCGGCCAGCACCUCCUUGGGCCCUGGAACCUCUGGGGUGCUACCACGGGACUACCUGCGGAAAAGCCUUUGUCUGCCUCGCGGCAGGUGUCCCAGCCUGUCCUCCACAGCCUGGCGGUCACCGUCCCUAGGGAGAGGCCGGCCCUUUACUGAGAGCCCCGGCGGACCCUCGUCCUCUCUCCUAGCCCCCAGAGGGUGCGAGCCGCAACUGCUGUAGGCUCUGAGGGAGGGGCGGGGGGCUCUGGUCCCAGAAGAGGCUCAGCCCUGGGUGGCCAGGAGACCAGAGAAAAAUAAACACGGAGGUGACGGAAGCCGAGCUGCACCAUGUACUUGUCUAGUUCUCCACUGUGUUGGGGGUAGGCGGGGUCGCACUGUGCCACGUGCCCAGCCACACGCACCUGUCACCCCCCCCAAAGCAGGGCUUCCCCGGAGAAGAGGGGAAGCAGCGCCCGUCGUCUCUCAGCACGAGGGGACCCUGGCUGUGGGCCCUGGGUUCUUUCCCUGCAAGCCCACUUUCUGGUGCCCCUCAGCCCUGCCCUCAGAGCCCCUGACCCCCCAAGCGUCACUGCAGCCAGGGGAGUGCGCGAAGGGGCCCAAGGGCCCAGUAAGAGGGGGUCCCAGGGCCUGUGUAUGGGGGGUCCCUUGGAGAAUAGAAAUGCCCCGGCCUCAGCUCUGGUGCCACUGCUGCCCGUCUUCAGGGUCCCCCAACACACACACC
Lepus europaeus (European hare) is the source of this 3234-nucleotide messenger RNA. It is a transcript of the gene IL17RE, whose product is annotated as interleukin 17 receptor E. The transcript has 17 exons. Gene Ontology annotation, molecular function: interleukin-17 receptor activity. The record is from RefSeq and is a predicted model, not a curated record. The coding region runs from base 520 to 2496 and encodes 658 amino acids. Lineage: Eukaryota; Metazoa; Chordata; Mammalia; Lagomorpha; Leporidae.